AAGAAGGCCCUUCUUGGCUUUGUUUCAAUUCUGUGCCGUCCGGUCGGUGAUGCUCUACGAACGUUCAGCAGUUCUCCGAAAGGGAUCCUUUCGAACUCCGAAAUGCGAUGGGCGUUGGAGGGAACUUUUGGGAUUUGCUUAAGCCCCAAGCUCGAUUCGAAGGAUUUGAUUUCUUGAGGAAUAAAAGGGUCGCCGUGGACUUGUCGUACUGGAUUGUGCAGCAGGAGACCGCCAUUAAAGGGUACACUAGAAAUCCUCACAUUCGUCUCACCUUCUUCCGGACAGUCAAUCUUUUCUCCAAGUUUGGAGCAUACCCGGUUUUUGUACUGGAUGGGACCCCCUCGCCAUUAAAAUCUCAGGCCAGAAUAGCACGUUUUUUCAGGUCAUCUGGUAUUGACUCAUCACGUUUACCUGAGGCAGAUGAAGGUGUUUCGGUUGAGAGGAAUGGAAAAUUCAGAAAGUGUGUUGAAGAAUGUGUGGAGCUGCUUCAGCUUCUUGGAAUGCCUGUUGUAAAAGCAAAGGGUGAAGCUGAAGCACUUUGUGCACAGUUAAAUAGAGAAGGGAAAGUUGAUGCCUGUAUUACUGCUGACAGCGAUGCAUUUCUUUAUGGAGCUCAAUGUGUAAUCAAGCGAAUUCAUCCCAACUCGAAAGAACCUUUUGAAUGCUAUCAUAUAUCUGAUAUUGAGACUGGUAUUGGGCUUAAAAGAAAGCACUUGAUAGCUCUGGCUUUGUUGGUUGGAAAUGAUCAUGAUUUAAAUGGUGUAAGGGGAAUUGGGAUGGACACAGCUCUUCGUUUUGUGAAAUCUUUCCGUGAAGAUGAUGUAUUGGACGGGUUGCAUGAAUCAAAUGGGGGAGAUCUAUUUGGGAUCCAUGGAAGUACUGAUGCGGCAACAUGCAGUUUUAAUGAGAAAUCACCAAAGUUAAAAGUUCCGCAUUGUUCCCACUGUGGACAUCCAGGCAAAAAGACAAUGCAUCUCAAGUUUUCUUGUGACUAUUGCACUUCAACUUCUGGCCAGAGUUGCAAGCAGAAACCACCCGGAUUCAAAUGUUUCUGUUCUUCAUGUGAACUGGAAAAAGAAGAAAAAGCUAAGAAGAAAGACAUAGCUUGGCGAAUUUCUGUCUGCCGGAAAAUUGCAUCAGAGCAAAAUUUUCCAAAUGAUGAGAUUAUACAGAUGUACCUUAGAAACCAUCACGGGAUUGGUGAUGAUCCUAAAAUAAGAUGGGAAAGCCCCAAAACAGAAACUUUAGUGGAUUAUCUAGCUUUUUGGCAGCAUUGGGAGCCGUCUUAUGUGAGACAGAGAUUAUUGCCAAUGCUGUCAACUAUAUAUCUGCGUGAUAUGGCCUCAAACCCAACAAAUAACUUGUUAUAUGGGCAAUAUGAGUUUCAUAAUAUCCAGAGAGUUAAAAUAAGAUAUGGACAUAAAUUCUAUGUUGUUAACUGGAAGAAGGCUGGUUCUGUUUUGAGUGAUGAUGUGCACGAAAUUCCUGAAGAAAGUGGUACAAAUCAUGGAUCUGAGGCACUUGAUGAUGACUCUCUUGAUUUGUUAGAAGAGGCUGAUGCUCCUUACGUUCAUGUUGAUAAUGGAUGCUAUUUUUUAUCUACUGAUGAAGACAUCGAGCUUGUCCGAAAGGCAUUCCCAGAAAAAGCAAGCGAGAUUGUGAAGAAUAAGGAGCAAAAAGAAAAGAAAUCAAGAAAAAGGAAAAUACAUGAUACAACGACCCCUGAAAAAACAGAAGCGUCUGCAUCACAAGGCGUGCAGCUAAGUAUUACUGAGUUUUAUCGUACCUCAAAAGCUGUCAACAGAAGCAAAACUGAGAAUAACGCCGGAAAGGAUGGUGGUUCCUCGAAAGCGAAACAGAGCAAUGCAAGUCCAAGAUUGUCCAAAUCUGUCAGACGGCGCCUCUUGUUUGAUUAAUGGCUCAGAUACGCUUCCUACGUAAAUUUUAGAACUGGGAAGGAAGUUGUUUCUCUUGGGGAAACCAGACAGCAUACAGAAAUCAAAGGUAUUUGUGUCCUUGUUGUGAAUGAUGAUGUUACAUGCAGUAAUAUAGUUUCUGAGAUGCUUCGAUACUGC
Molecule: messenger RNA, 2075 nt
Organism: Andrographis paniculata
Lineage: Eukaryota; Viridiplantae; Streptophyta; Magnoliopsida; Lamiales; Acanthaceae
Product: flap endonuclease GEN-like 1
Exons: 9
Coding region: 108-1916 (602 amino acids)
Biological process (GO): pollen development
Molecular function (GO): 5'-flap endonuclease activity
Source: RefSeq, a predicted model, not a curated record